Triticum turgidum subsp. durum (durum wheat) is the source of this 363-nucleotide messenger RNA. The record is from the annotation of a GenBank genome assembly. Lineage: Eukaryota; Viridiplantae; Streptophyta; Magnoliopsida; Poales; Poaceae.
AUGAUGGCAACAUAUAGCAGAGCUUCGCACCGCUCCCUCUUGAACGGAAAACCAGUGGGCACAAUCGAAUCACACCCGGACCAGGAAUCUCCAGGCAUAACGCGCCCAUGGGAGUUCGCUGGCGGAGACUUUCGAAACUUGACACUCCAACCAGAUCAAGGAGGACAGGCAUCAGGCAGAUCUUCAUCUUGUCACUUGAGGUACCCAAGGAUUGCCGCCUUCAUUCAGGCUGAGCCCGCAGCGCCCACGCCAUCGGUUGGCACCCUGCAUAAUCUGCCAUACCAUAUAGACCAGCGACCAUGGGUCAGCAGCUGGACAGGCGGCGACAGCGCAGGGGCGACACUCCACCGGAUCCGUCCCUAA